Messenger RNA from Drosophila rhopaloa, 728 nucleotides. RefSeq lists its product as uncharacterized. The transcript has a single exon. Bases 1 to 591 code for a protein of 196 amino acids. The record is from RefSeq and is a predicted model, not a curated record. NCBI's taxonomy places the organism in Eukaryota, Metazoa, Arthropoda, Insecta, Diptera, Drosophilidae.
AUGUUCAGGGUGCAGAAAGUUUUGCUUGCCGAUUACGAGGAGAUCUACGAGCCGGUUCUGGUGGAGAAUCCCUUCACCCUGGUCAAUAUCCGGGGUGUGGGAUUGCGCCAGUACCAGAUAGGACUCACCUGCAACCGCCUGCUCUUCGGAUGCGAUAACUUCUCGAAGUACGGCGAUGAACCGAGUUUCCUGGCCCGUGGCUUGGAUCCGGAAAUCGAGAGUUUCGAACUGGUCAGCAUGCUGCCGCUGCAGUUGAUCCGGUUUCACUUCUUCCGCAAGACCAAUCGGUGCCUCAUGAUGCUGAACAUUGUCCAGCCGACGGGGUCGGUUCCACUGACUGUUUUGGAGCACCCGAUGAUCUUUGAGUUUGGUGGCCAUGUCUACAAGCAGCACUUCUGGCACACUUGGCGGGAACGGGUGGCCACCAUCCGGGUGAUGCAGCCCCUCUACGGCCAGAUCACCGGCGCCUCACCCUUCUCCAGCACCGAUGUCCAGCUGGACGAGGAGCCCACCGUGGUGCAGGUGCAUCCUGUGCCGAGGAGUUCAUCCUUAUACAGUGCCUGCCAUGCGGGGGUUGGGGAUUUCGGCUAGCCAUCGUAAGUGGCUUUUGACCAGUUUCCAUUUUCUAUUAACCGAUUUGGGGGCUUAAGUUUUCAUGGCCCAAACUUUCAAUUUGCUCAGACUGUUUAUUUAUUUAUAUUAAAAGCAAAUCGCUCUUCCCACCUUUA